AAGAGACUAGGCCGAAGCCUGGUUAAAAAUGGCGUAUGACGAAAACUUUUUCUGGUUGAAUUAUUGUAUUUUCUAAAUUUUAGAAUGAGGAUCUUCUUAUCUGGUUGAUGGUAGCUUUUCAUCUGUGAAUCAGAGAGAUCACUACCUUUGCGUUCAAUUUAUUGGGACAGUAACUAUCUGAAUGAAAGUAUGAGUGAAAAUGGCGGCGGUGAAUCUUCCUCUCCCAAGAGAAAAGACAUGUCGGGUAAACCUACGCGACCUCCACCUCCAUCGAACUAUCCAAAAUUGCCACGUCCUCAGAGUCUUCAACACCACUUAGAUGCUCUGCAAGCGCUUAAACCUGAUCGAGUACGCUGGUUUGUAAAAGAAGACAAAAAGUGGGUGCCUUUCAAUGGCAGCGAUUCGUUGGCUAUUGAGCAUUGCUAUCUCCAAAUAUUGGCGCUUGAAAACCGGGAUGAAGACAGCUCUAAGCUCUAUAACACGUCCUCGAUUUAUGAAAUGCCCACUGUUAAAGGAGGCCUGUACGAAGUGGAUGUUGUUGCUAGGCAAUGCACACCCAUUUACUGGGAAGAUAAAAGUAUGCCAGUUUGUAGAGGAACAUGGUUCACUGGAUCAACUUCACUGGACAUGUGGCAGCCUCUCAGUGAGGAGGACAGUGAUGAAAUAGAGUUAUCACAUCAGACCAUGUGGAACUCUAUGGGUUUAACUGUUGGACCAGUUCAAAAUGAUAUGGGUCUUUCUCACCAACAAGCACUAGGCCAACUCAAAUUAAAAGGUUUUUAUGUGGAGUGGAAAGACAUAGCAGAUGUAUGGCUAUACUGGGAUGAUGUGAAAUCAAGAAUUAUUAGGAAUUUUGGGGAAAAGAUUGGGCUCUCUUCAGCUACCCAGCUUCAUCGUGGUUAUCAUACGGUUGCCAGCCCUGACGACAGACCUCCAGAUAUUUCUCACUUGGUUUUUGUUGUUCAUGGGAUAGGACAGCUUCUACACACGAGCAAUAUUGUCAAGAGUAGUGCAGACCUUCGUCGGGGUGUAGCUACAGUGCUAAGCAAACAGUUUCCUGAUGGUCCUUGUGACCAGAGAGUUGAGUUCAUUCCCGUGGAAUGGCGGUCAUCACUUAAACUGGACGAAGGUACUAUUGAGUGCAUAACACCUUCAUCAGUGUCAGGACUCAGGAAAGUUCUUAACACGAGUAUGAUGGACAUCAUGUAUUACACAAGUCCAUUUUACAGAUAUGAGAUCAUUGAUGGUGUAAGGGAUGAAAUGAUUAAUUUGCACACCAAAUUCUGCUCCAGAAAUCCUUCCUUUCUGGAAAAAAAUGGCAAAGUUUCCAUCGUAGCCCACUCUCUAGGAAGUGUGAUUGCAUAUGACAUUUUAACACUCUGGGACAUUGAAUUAAGACACCUUUCCCAAGAUGCCACAGAAAGUACUGGGUUUCUUACCGAGAGCUUCCAGUACUUGCGGUCGGUCACCAGCAGGGUAAGUAAUGAGCAAACAGAGUCUGGACCAGGGGGUAACCUGAAGGAGAACUUAAGAGUGAAACUGGCAAAGGCUCGGAGCGAGGUCAUGCAGCUGGAAGCUAUGAUUGUAAGUGAAGUAGAACAUGAAAAACACGGAGCUGACAAGAGCUCGAAGGAGUGUCCUUUUGCACUGCCAUUUAAGGUGGAAACCUUAUUCUGCGUGGGAUCACCGCUGGCGGUGUUCCUAGCAUUACGAGGGCUCAGACCUCAGGAUGAUGUAGAAGAUCAUGUGUUACCAAAGUCUGUUUGUAAACGUCUGGUGAAUAUUUAUCAUCCAGCUGACCCUGUGGCUUAUCGCAUAGAGCCACUUAUCAGUAUGGAGUACACCAACAUUCCUCCACUCCAACUACAUCGCUUUGACAGCAAGCAGUCGGGCUACUCUGAUGCCAAGCCAAGUAAGACUGGUCCGAAUGGUAAGUGGGGAAGCCUGUUUGCGUCAUAUAGAGUCGGCUUCUCCAAGCAGAAAACAGACGAAGAGGCCAACGACAGAUCAGCGAGUCCAAACAGCGAGGAGAAUACAGAGGAGGAAGACGUUGUGAUUGUGCACAACGCUGCGUCCAUGGAGAGUACAACAGUUAAUGGCGCAUGCGCCGAAGGGCAUGCCGUUACAGACGGGAGCUCGUCCGCUUCUUCCAAGAGAACGGGAUGGAUAGCCAGCCUCUUUGGAUCUUCCAAGCCGUCUACGUCAAGUAACUCGAGUCAAGAAUCUGAAGAAAUGUCGGAAACUGAUGGAGGCGCCAAGAAAGACGAACAAGCCAAGAAGGAGGAACACAUCACUGUCCCAGCAAAAGUUUUGAAAGAGCGACUCGACUACACGUUACGAGAAGGAAAAAUGGAAAGUAACUACUGGUCUGCAGUCACGUCUCAUGUGUCGUAUUGGUCGUCAUGUGAUGUAGCACGAUUUAUCCUUGAGAACUGCUUGGAUUCAACCCAAGCUAUGGACCAAUCCUAAAGUGUUCUUAGGCGUUUAAGUCAAGAGAAUUAAUACUUGGUGUUUGAA
Molecule: messenger RNA, 2517 nt
Organism: Orbicella faveolata
Lineage: Eukaryota; Metazoa; Cnidaria; Anthozoa; Scleractinia; Merulinidae
Product: phospholipase DDHD1-like
Cellular component (GO): cytoplasm
Molecular function (GO): glycerophospholipase activity; metal ion binding
Source: RefSeq, a predicted model, not a curated record